Strongylocentrotus purpuratus (purple sea urchin) is the source of this 2733-nucleotide messenger RNA. Its product is annotated as E3 ubiquitin-protein ligase Midline-1. Gene Ontology annotation, molecular function: zinc ion binding; ubiquitin-protein transferase activity. Gene Ontology annotation, cellular component: chromatin; nucleoplasm. The transcript has 2 exons. NCBI's taxonomy places the organism in Eukaryota, Metazoa, Echinodermata, Echinoidea, Camarodonta, Strongylocentrotidae. The record is from RefSeq and is a predicted model, not a curated record. Gene Ontology annotation, biological process: positive regulation of DNA-templated transcription. The coding region runs from base 528 to 2531 and encodes 667 amino acids.
CUCAAACACAAUGUAUCCACUACUAAAAACUAAACAAGUCGCCCUCUAUAGAUCAAAAUGAUGAAUAUCGCCAUUUAAGUUCAAAGGUGCAUACGCUGGGCGCGCUCUCUGUGGGAAAACCCACUUCUAUUCAUAGGACGCACAAGCUGCAUUAUUUUCACAGACGAUCUACUUCAUAAUAAGUGUGAGCGUACAUCAUUGCAAUCACAUUUGUAUUGAUGUAUACAGACUCAGAGACUCAGUACUUUCUGAUCAACGUUAUUCGCACCUCUUUCGACACAUAUUUGUAAUCAACGUGAGAAAUUGGUGUAGAACUGCAUGCAGUUUAUAGGACGCACUUGUUAGUAGACUCAGGAUAUUGGUACAAUCUAUCACAUCACUGCACAUAGUUUGUGCUUGCAUGGACGACUGUUGGCUCUAAGGACACAUUAGCUGAUCACAAUUUUAAGUUAUAUUGGACAUCAAUUGGAUAUAGGCGUAGAAUGCACUUGCGUUUGUAAUUAGCCAGAAAUCCGAUAUUUGUACAAAUGGCUGAGAAGACUAAGAAAGAAAAAGUUCCAAGCUUUUCACAGGACCUGACGUGUCCACUGUGUCUUGGUAUCUUCGACGAGGCAACCAUCCUGACUUCAUGUGGACACACCUUCUGUCGGAAAUGUCUCAGGAACUAUGACCUGUCCCAUCAGAAUCUUGAUCACAUGAUCUGUCCUCUUUGCAGGGAGAUCACCAAGUUAUCUGCGAACCGUGUUGAUGAUUUCCUUACCAAUGUGACGGUCAACGGACUUGUAGACAAUUACCACGUCAUGUGUGGAGGGGUGAACGCUGUCCUUGAGAUGCGUUCAAAAUGCACUGCUUGCAAGCUUCAGAAAGAUGCAGUCUCAUUCUGCUGUACAUGUAAUAACUACAUUUGUGAUAAGUGUCUAGAGUGUCAUCAAAUUCUUAAAGUCUUUGAAGGUCACGAGAUUGUAUCCAUAGAGGACAUCAUUAACGGGAAGGUCAGCAUUGGUCAUCUAUCGGAAAAGUGCUGCAUCCACAAACAAGAGAACAAAGAGAUGUUUUGUGAGGAUUGUAAGGUCCACGUCUGUUUCAAAUGCGUGAUCGUCGGUCAUCAAUUUCACAAAAUCAAGAAUCAGGCUGACUUCGAGCAGGAGUUACGGAUUAAGGUGAACGACCUUGUCCAGCGAUGUGCCACUAAGAAAUCAGAACUGGAGAAGAACAUUCAGAAUGUGGAAGUACAACGCCAUGAAGUUUACACUGCCGUGCAGAAACUAUUGGACAAUGUCAGUCAAGCCUACAGCAUCAAAGCUAAAGAGCUUGAAGAAAAUCAUCGAAAUCUCAUCGAGCAAAUUAAUGCAGUAAAGCGGAGUUUCGAGGACGAACUCAACGUCUUGAAAUCCAAGGAUCGACAGAGGAUCAAGAGUAUCUGUAGUUCAAUAACACUGGUAUCUAAUGACAGACUGGGUCGUCUUGAGACAGACAGUCUGUCAGCUCAUACCUUGCUCUGUGAGGAGCUGGAUGCCAUACUGAAGGAGGCUACUGAUCACACUUCUGCGACAGCCAUUACGAAGAAAGCACAUGAGAAGAGGUUCAAGCCUGCAGAUGAUACUCGUCUUGAACUCGGGAGCAUCUUACAAUCAGCUACUGAUCACACUUCUGCGGCACCCAUUACGAAGAAAGCACAGGAGAAGCGGUUCAACCCUGCAUAUGAUACUCGUCUUGACCUCGGGAGCAUCUCAGAACCAGAUACCAAGUUGCAAGUCAUUCAGUGUGUAUACCUACGAGGAAUGAUGUAUGGAAUGACCAAGUACUCUGAUGACAGUGCAGCUAUUGGAUAUUGGGAUGCACAUGGAAUAGACAUCAUUGAUUCAGCUGGUAACAAGCACCAGUAUGCAAACAUACCAAGUAACAUGAAGUGUCUUGAUCUUAUGUUUCAACAAGACAGGUCGUUAUGCCUAUCAACGAGUAGCGACAAAGCACACAUAUAUUCUCCCAAUGGAUCCAGGAAAUCAAUCAUCCAUCACGUGAAAAGCAGUACAUAUUAUCUGAGACUAAACAAAAGUUCAUCAGAUGAAAUCCUUAUCACUACCGGUGAGAAGCAAGUCUACAUUUAUAAUCCGACUGGAUCCACUCUCAAACACACUGUUCCAACAAAACACAACAAUACGCGCCAGGUAUCUGCCACCAGGUCGGGUUUGAUCGUCACGAGUUCAUGUUGUCACUCCAAUCAAAGCGUGGUGGCGGUCUAUGACAGGAAUGGGAAUGCUGGUAAGUCUCUACAAGCUCCAAACGAUGUCUACCUGUAUGCUGCCCUGGAUGAGCAGGACAGGGUGUAUGUAGCGAGUGUUGAUCAAGAGAAUGGUAACGUGGGGAUCAGGCUCUAUGACCUUGAUGGUUUGAACCUGAAGGAGAGAGUUGAGUUCAAUGUACUUAAUCUGACGCUUGGUUGGGAAUGGUGUUACUUGGUUUCACUCUCACCAGACAUGCUCGCCUUUGCUUGUCAAAAUAAGUUGUAUUUUAUCAAAGUAUCACUGUAAUCCAUCUCACAUUCUAUAUUAUCAUUAUUUAAAGUGUGUAUACCUCUCUGCUCCAUAUUCUAACGUUUAUUGUGUGAUAAUUAGUUAACCGAAUGGGAAGAUGGUCAUUCUCUCCAUAGACUUUAAUUACCUGAAUACAGUUGUCAUUAUCCAAUAAAAUGAACAUUCCCUCUAUCGAAAUAGUAUGUAACAAAUAAGUAAA